This is a messenger RNA of Ordospora colligata OC4, 381 nucleotides long. RefSeq names its product ribosomal protein L27. Gene Ontology annotation, cellular component: ribosome. The record is from RefSeq and is a predicted model, not a curated record. Gene Ontology annotation, molecular function: structural constituent of ribosome. Bases 1 to 381 code for a protein of 126 amino acids. The transcript has a single exon. Gene Ontology annotation, biological process: translation. NCBI's taxonomy places the organism in Eukaryota, Fungi, Microsporidia, Ordosporidae.
AUGAUCUUUGUACCGAACAUGAUUGUUGUAGUGACGAAGGGGAAGAAUGCAGGUAAGAAGGCGGUAAUUAUAAAACACCUUGAAGGAAAAUAUGUGCUGACUGCAUGUGUCGUCAGGAUUCCCAAGGAGUCUGAGGAUCACGAGCCGAAAUGGAUGAAGAGAAAGAAUGCAAAGCUCUAUGUCAUUCUGAAGAAGUACAGUAUCAAGCAUUUGAUAGCAACAAGAUACAAAGCAGAUAUAGGCUUGAGUGUUGCGGAUUUCAAUGGGAUUGAUGAAAGCGAGGAAACGAAGAAGGCACUUACUGAGAGGACAAAGGAUAUAAUGAUAAGUGCGCUUAAGGAGAACAAGGCGAAGUUUCUGUUUACAACCUUGAGCUUUUAG